Molecule: messenger RNA, 1547 nt
Organism: Peromyscus maniculatus bairdii (prairie deer mouse)
Lineage: Eukaryota; Metazoa; Chordata; Mammalia; Rodentia; Cricetidae
Gene: Ubald1
Product: UBA like domain containing 1
Molecular function (GO): protein binding
Source: RefSeq, a predicted model, not a curated record
UCCCGGUCCCAGACUUGGCAUCACGGCCUGGGGCAGGAGCUGCGCGCCCCACUGAGAUCCGCCCGGGAAAGGGCGUCCCGUCUCCUCCCCGGUCCGUCCGGCGGGGGCGUCGCGGACUACACCUCCCAGCAUGCUCCGCAGGCCGCCGGGCAGCGAGGCGCGGUGAGUCAGAGCGCACAGUAAAUAUUUGUAUUAGCCGGGGCCGGCUCGCUAAUGGUGGACGCGUGAGGCGAGGCGCGAGCGCGCAGGGAGGCCGGAGCGGGCUGCGCGGCGGCGCCAUGUCCGUGAACAUGGACGAGCUCAAACACCAGGUGAUGAUCAACCAGUUCGUGCUGACGGCCGGCUGUGCGGCCGACCAGGCGAAGCAGCUGCUGCAGGCGGCCCACUGGCAGUUCGAGACAGCCCUCAGCGCCUUUUUCCAGGAGACCAACAUCCCCUACAGCCACCACCACCAGAUGAUGUGCACUCCCGCCAACACCCCUGCCACGCCCCCCAACUUCCCUGACGCCCUCACCAUGUUCUCCCGUCUCAAGGCCUCUGAAAGCUUCCACGGUGGUGGCAGCAGCGGCAGCCCAAUGGCCACGUCGGCCACAUCACCCCCACCGCACUUCCCCCACGCCACUGGCAGCUUUGCGACACCCGGCUGGCCAACUGCAGCCUCGCCCCCCGGAGGCCCACAGCACCACCAGCCGCAGCCGCCCCUCUGGACUACGGCACCCCCUUCCCCGGCUUCAGACUGGCCUCCUCUGGCCCCCCAACAGGCCACCUCAGAACCAAGGGCCCACCCUGCCAUGGAGGCAGAGAGAUAAGGGAGGCCCCUCCCCCCUCCCGGAGGCCAGGGCCCCGUGGGGUGGGGGAGAGGAUGUCUCUGUGGGCCCCUUCACCCUUCCUCUGUCUGCACCCACACACCCCAGAGCCCUGGAGGGGAGAGACUGGACUCUAGCCAGGCAGUCUUGUGCCAGCAUGCACAGCUGCACGCACGCAAGUUCACAGCGCAGGCACCCCAGCUCGCAUGGAUUUGAUUCAAAAGUGGCUUGGGUGCCUGGUGGGCAGCGCCUUGGAGACCAAGCAGCCAUCCCAAUGAAGACUCACCUGCCUGGCCCCACCACCUGGAGUGUUUCAGAGAAUCACUUGGUGGAGGAGACGUGGCUGACUCCUGUCUUGGGGCCGAUAGGCCUAGAUCCCCACCCUUGGGAAUGCAGAGCCUUCUCCGCAUGUGUGCGUGUAGCUGUGUCUAUGUAUUUAUACGUAUGUCGCUCUUCAAAAGCAGCCUAGUUUAUGGGGCAGCUGGACUUUGCAUGUUAGAGUGAGCCCCAAGCCCCUUGGCCCGACAUCCCCUCUUCCCAAGGGCCCUGCCUCACUCCACCUCCUUAUCUGCCAGCAUUGCUGUUUCCUGCAAAGGAUUAUGGGAAACUCCAGGACUCUUCUACCCAUACCCCAGCGCCUGCCUGCUGGGAUUCCCUGCAUGCCUCUUCCCCAGAGCCCAGGGGUACCUGAUCUUCAUUUCCUAUCCCCCUUUUAACAAAAGAGAACAGAAUUCCAACCUA